This is a messenger RNA of Acanthoscelides obtectus, 6091 nucleotides long. Lineage: Eukaryota; Metazoa; Arthropoda; Insecta; Coleoptera; Chrysomelidae. The record is from the annotation of a GenBank genome assembly.
CAUACAAUAGCUCUAUACGUGUAUAUGAACACGGAAAAAUUACAAGUUACCAGUAUAAACAAAUGAUUAAGCAGUCCAGAUAAUGUUGGUGCGCGAUCACCAACAACCACAAAUACCACCUCACGCAGAGGCGCAAUGAAAGCAUGUCGCUUCUUUUUCGAACUUUGUUUGAAGUGUCUUCUGGUCAGGAUAAGCUUUGCCGUGGCCAAUGAUCUACAUGGAACGUGUGCCACAGAAGCCUCAGUCUCCGAAGAAAGAGAGAAAGCAGAAUGGAUUGCAAAAGAGAACGGCAGCAUCGUCUUUUCACAACCAGCAUGUCUGGACGAGAACAUGAACCUGAUCACCAGAGUCUGCUUGAAUGGCACCUGGAUCCCACCGCACAUUCCCAAGUGUUCGAAGAUCAUAAAAAACUUCUGCCCUGUCUACGAGUCCUUCUGCUUCUUCAUUUCCACGACAGAACAGAUCGACGAGAAGCAAAAGACGUACAUGAACGGACACUCCUUGGUCAGGAUACCGAAGUUCAUUAAAGAUGUGGUGUUGUUCAAAAGAUCUCAACCAUUUGGUCCAUACGAGCCUCUUGCUCUGGAUAUCCACAAUGCAAACAUUUCUAAUAUCAGUUAUCCUAUGAACAUGACUGAACCUGGGAAGGACUGCGCUGUGAUCGAUGUUGAGACUACAGAUGUUAGGCAAGAAUAUUGCAACAACAACUACAGUCAGUUGUUGGUAUACAAGGAGGAUGACAUUGUUGAUUUGUGCCCUGAUGGAUGUGUCAGCGCUGGCUUCGGUACCAAAAGAUGUUACUGUAUACGUAGGAACAAAUGUGAAAAUACAACAAUAAUAGCUUCACCCUAUGACCAAGAUAUCCUGAUGAAGAUGCUUGGGAAUAGAGAAUGUUAUGUAGGAGAUUCAAAGUUAGACGGAUUUAGAUCUUCUAUAGGAAAAAACGGCUGGAGAUACACGAGGAACAGCCUGCCAUGUACCAUCUGUACCGUUCGGUCUCUUCAAGUUGACACAAAGAUGAUUUUAUAUUUCGACGAGUCACACAGGUCUCUCUCGCUGACCGUCUACCAUCCUGAGGGAAUUUUUCGAAACCAGUACGAUAUGAUUUACUGCUACACAGAUGCUACCAAAGCCUUGAAGAGCAGAGUAUCAAUCAAAAGAGUCUUUCAAGAUGAUAGACAUGUGCCAUUUGCUGUUUAUGAACUCAAACUGGAAAAAUAUAUGGGAAUGUAUUGGUGUGAAGCAUUCAAAAUCGGUACAACAGGUGAAGUCGUAAAGUCUAAUAGCGUGAUUGCCUACAAAAAGAAAGAAGGAAAUGAGUACGCCUUGAAGAUAUUCGUCAAUGAAACCUGUACUGGAUGCACAAUGGACAAAGAUGUGGAAGAUUUGAUUCCCGAUGAAAUCCCUAAGAUUUUCCGUCAUAUUCGCUGUGAACUGAGGGUGAUGAAAGUGCACUUAUACCCCAAUGGCACUAUGGACUUGCUGCUACAUAUCAGUACUGGUCGUAGAAGAGAAAUUAUUAAGGAGUACUACGACCUCAGGGAUAAACUGUAUAGCAAACGACGCUCUAAAGUAACUGUGAUUUCCUUCAAAAGUGCAGAGUACUGUUUACCAUCGAGCUCUUGGGCUGGGAAGAAACUCACAUGGCCGCUCACGAAGAUCGACGAGACCAAGUUGCCCGAUGAACCAUGUCUGUUAUCCAAUGGGCUUCCUAAUUCCAGAACUUGCAAAGGAAGCUUUAUCGAAGGAGCAGAUUGGGGGGAAUCAUCAGAAUUCUGCACGGAAAGCAUCCUGCCUUCGCCUGCAGCAGAAUAUAUGCGUUCUAUCAUAGAGCAGAAUAUCACUAAUGAAGUAUUGAACAACAUCACUGAUAUUAUGACUGAAGAUAAUGACAUUGGGGUUUUGGGGGUGUACUACGUUGCGCAAGUUUUGAAAAAAGUUAGCGAAGAAAACAGUUCGCUUGCUAAACAGGUAGCUGACCUUACUGAUGGACUGAUGUCUGUUAACUCCACAUACCUGAAGGCUGCUCAAGAACACAUGAAUGUUACGGAUGACGUCUUGGAUGCGGUGGAGACAAUUUUUGUCCAAGCGGAUACAAGGCAACUGGUUGCUGAAGUAGACAUUUCAGAAGUCGUCGAUCCAAAAAUGUUUAUUUAUCAAAUGAAUAAUUUCAUCACGUAUAAAACUAUUCCUCUCGAAAGUAAUGUAACCGGCAUAAUUCUUUACGGUAAUGCUCGUAACAAUAAUUUCACUGUUGGAACUAUCCUUAGAAAUCAAUCCUUCGAUGACAUCAUCUACGAGGAAAGUUUGAUCCUUGCUACCUAUGUUCCUGAUGACAUCAUAACUGACAUAGAACGUACAGGCUCAAACUUUUCUCUUAUAAUAACAAUUUUUCUGAAUGAUACUUUAUUUGUCAAAACUAAUGAGUCAGAUACGAGGAAGCCAUUUGGUCCAGUCAUAAAUGUAGCAAUUCCCGAAUAUACAUCCUAUCUUGCUAGCCCAAUUCCUAUUCUCUUCAAAUCAACUGACACUAAUGUAGCUCCUGAAUGUGCCUUCUGGGAUUAUGGCAAGAAGACAAGGAGAAGAAAAGGUGUUUGGUCAAACUUAGGUGGAACCAUCAACACUUUUGAAAACAGUAGUGAUUUUCAUAUAUGCUACUUUUCUCAUCUAACUCACUUUGCUUUGCUGAUCGCUAGCAAGACGGAAGUAGACCAUACGAUAACUAACACUACUGAAUAUAAUUUAGAGACCAUAAACCUUGUUGCAGACGUAUUCACAACGAUUGGUUUGUUAGGAAUAUUCUUGACCGCCAUCAUCUUUCAAAAUUGGAGAAGUAAACCAGGUACGAAAAUCCUACUCAACAUUUGUUUUGCCAUUACUUUGGAGAUUUCUAUGAUGGUUCUAUCUAACUGGAAGUCUCUUGUCAAAAGUGACACUGGAUGCAAAAUGUUUGGAUUUCUAUUACACUACGCUGUAUUAAGCAAGUUCACUUGGCUUCUUGUUUACGCCAUACUGCAGUAUAUAAGGUUUGUCAGAGUACUUGGACCUUAUCCCAGCAAUAUAUUGCUCAAAGCUUGUAUCUUAGGAUGGGGAUUUCCAUUGAUACCAACAGUUGCUACCUAUGUAUCUUUGUCAGGUACGUACAGCAUCAAUCAUUUUGGAUACUGCUAUCCCCAGAAUCUCUCUUUGUUCAUUGGAGUACUACUUCCUAUAGUAGUGAUAAUUCUCGUUAACUUUGUUAUCUUCUGUAAAGUAAUGUACGAAGUAUUUCACUCAAAUAUUGAAACCAACAAUAGCAAAAUGAAGGAUUCGUGCAGGCUCCAAAUUCAAUUGGCAACGUUACUUUUUUUUGUUCUUGGUGUACCAACUGUUUUCAUUUUAGUCGCCAAUUGGAUCACUGUUAGAUGGCUGAGAGUGGCACUAAUCUACAUCUACUCAAUCACUUCAAAUCUAGAAGGAUUUAUUCUGUUUCUGUUCUACGUUGUUUUCAAUGGUGAAACCAGGAGAAGAUGGAGACAGUAUUAUAAUACUAAGAUACGUAGACGAAGUUUGACCAUACAGACUAACACAAAUAGCAGCAAAGUCAGUUAAAUAUGAUCUCUUACCAUACAAAUUAGUACAGUGAGAGAAGAAACAUACAGAUAAAGUCUGAUUUUACUUAAUACUGAAUGAUGUUGAAUUUACAGGAUGCGAGCUCGAAUGCAUACUUAUGCAUUAUUUUCUUUAGUUUUAUCAUGUUUCUUGUUUCCAAUGAACUGAAUAAUUAGUGCAAGGCUAUGUCCAGACAUCUGACAAGUUCUUUGCUUCAAUGCGAUGUCACUUAGUAUGGAAGAUAAUAGUUUGACUCUAUAUUGCGAUAACUUGCCAAUAUGUUACUAUUGCUACAAAAAGUUCCUCAGUAUCACAAUCUGGUGUAGUCAAGUAACAAAAUGAAAGAGAGUAUCGUAGCUCGUCGUAUGUCACUGAUAAGACGGAUCUCAUCAUAUUCAAAGAUACUCCGCGUUAACAGUUGCGUACUAUCUUCCAUUGACUAUAGUGAUAAUCAGUUUUAUAAGUAUCUAAUGAUAGGUAUCAAACUAACUCGUCGUGUAAUUUUUUACAAUAGAACAAUGGACUGUAAAAUUAAUAUUAAACACAGUUAGCUUAUAUGGCGUAUAGAUUGUGAGAUGUCAUACCCAAGCUUAUAGUUGCUAAAUUAUUACUACGAUCUAAUAAAAUUAUAUACAAUUUGUGUCCAAUGCAAUUUUUCACAUACGCCUAAUUGAAAUUCGACUUCAAGUUCAACUUCUUCUAGAACUUCAGAAAAUAAAUAGAAAGUUUACUUGAUUUUAAUAUACAAAUGCUAUAUAUAGACUUUCCAGCAAAAUACCCCCUCUACUCAAGUUAGCACGUGAAAAUUCGGGAUAAUACAAUAUUCAUGCAUCUUGUAACAUUUUUAAAUAGAAUAUGGCAUCAUGUCAACGCUAUUUUGAUGCUCCUUGUGAGUGCUUCAUAACGCUAAGAUGUAAAAUCAUUAUUUUAAUCGAGCAUUUUUUUAUUUUAGUUUAAGAGAUUGAUAGAUUAUAAUUAUUAUUUUAAAUAUAAUGUUUAAAAUUUUAUUUUUAAUAUCUAUUCGGAUGGACCGUUCGAAAAGAAGCGUUUUGCAGAUUGAUUGUUCAGUUAUAAGCAACUCCAUAUACAAAAACUACCAACCUUGAUAGCCUCUCAUGCCACCAUUUUGAAAGGUGGUGAUUUUAUAUUCCAGGAAGAUCAAGUACUCAUAAGAAGCCUCAAAAUGAGGUAUCACACGAUCUCCCAUUUCAUUUAAAAUGUGUUCCAAAAUAGCGCCCAGCCACACUCUUGAGAUUCUCACCUGCUUCUUAUAGGAUAAAAUAUAGUAUUUAUCUUCAGUUCAUUACCCCAAAUCUCAGCUUGCUUACUUGAUCUUUUCAAAAAAUAAGUACGGGUUGAAGUCACAUGGAUCAGCAACACUCAAAGAAGAAAGAAUUCACAGUUUGUAUAUAUAGAUGAUAUUCUCAAACGAUAAUUAAUAGUACAAUACUUACCAGCCUCAAAAAAAAACAGUAAAUGGUUCACUAUAUUAUCUAUUCUUAGAGUCUGCAUCCAUUAGAACACCUCUCCAGUGCAGCUUUCACAAUUUGUCACAGAUUUUUUACCCGAGAAAUAUGAUUCAGUUGUGACUUAUUGAAUCAAAAUACUAUUAGUAAUGACAAAUCUAACAACAAUACUUUAUUGAAGCUUGAUGAUAGCGAAACAAUACAACUCAUUCACAUAAUGUCACCACAAGAAGAUUGUACCUCCUCUAAGUCGGAUAUUGUGGAGCAAAUAAUAGCCUUUUAGAAUGAGUUGAUAUACAUUUAAUUCAAACGAUUCUUGUUCGACUGUAACUGAAACACUUUGUAUUAAGCGGACACCGGUCAAUUGCCCCCAUCUAGUUCGGCUUUAAUCUAACACCUGAAACUUAUGAUUUCUAUGCUGAUAGGGUUCCAUGGAUAUCUGGCCGCCAAAUAAAACCAUAUAUAAUAAUAAUUUAAUUUUUUACAUUAUUUAUCAAGUUUUAGUGAAUAAGUUUAGAAAUAAAAAGCACAAAAGGAUAGUAUGGUUGUGAAUAGUCUGAUAUUACUCAAAAGCUAGGAGUACAUAUCUACAGUAUAUUCAGAUAAGAAAUAGACCGGACAUAAACAAGACCACGUGAUCAUCGAACGCUGUAACAUUCGGCAGGGACGUAUUAAGAGUCACGCAGUACAUAUUUUAGAUAGUAGAUGCUGCUUUGCGUAACUUUGUAGUAAAUUAGCACAAUUCGAUGUGUAUACGAUUGGUGAUGGAUAUAGGAUCAUGUGGGGGUGGGGUAAUGAUGUAAAUAUACAUAAGGGUUUCAAAAUUUUCGCUUCGAUUUCCAGCUUCGGAUGCCGCCUGAUGUUUGGUGAAAUACAGUCGAAUAUAAUCUCAAAAUGGCGUUUAAAUUAGCCUAAAUUAAAAAUAAUCGUAUAUCUCUUAAAAUUGCUUUUAGAAUAUUGAUUACUAUAUUUUUUGAUUUCUAGGUAAAUAUGUAACCAAAUUAAAACGUUCAAAACGUAAAAAAAUGUGCAUG